Messenger RNA from Calidris pugnax (ruff), 1430 nucleotides. RefSeq names its product serpin B12-like. Bases 1 to 1251 code for a protein of 416 amino acids. Gene Ontology annotation, molecular function: serine-type endopeptidase inhibitor activity. The record is from RefSeq and is a predicted model, not a curated record. Lineage: Eukaryota; Metazoa; Chordata; Aves; Charadriiformes; Scolopacidae. The transcript is spliced from 7 exons. Gene Ontology annotation, biological process: negative regulation of endopeptidase activity.
AUGGGCUCCGUUUCUAGACCAAUUACUGAGUUUUGCCUUGAUCUCUACAAUAAGCUCAACAGAAAUGCAGAGAACACAAACAUCGCCUUCUCUCCAAUGAGCAUCUCUGUUGCCCUGGCCCUGGUCCAUCUAGGUGCAAAAAACAACACUGCUGCUCAGAUAGAAGAAGUGCUCCAUGUCGGGAAAGCUGCAGGCAGAACAAGAAUUGGAUCUGAGCUUGAGAGCGCAGCCCCAGCGAUGGAGCCAAAACCAAGCCAGGAGAGACAGCCUUCCCUCUCACAGUGUAACAAGGAUGGGGACCUUAACCAUAAAGCUUUCCAGACGCUGCUUUUACAACUACAAAACCUUGGUGAAAGCUAUGUUUUGACCCUGGCCAACAAUCUCUUUUUACAACAAGGAUUUGAACUCCGGCAGCAAUUUCUAAUGUGCACUAAAGAACUGUAUGGAGCAAUGCUGCAAACAGUGGACUUUCAAGGUGCUACUGAAGCUGCCAGAACAAAAAUUAACUCUUGGGUUGAAAGUGAGACACAAGGUAAAAUCAAGGACCUCUUUGCUCCUGGUGUGAUCACUGUAGAUACACUGCUGGUGUUGGUGAAUGUAAUCUACUUCAAAGCAUCCUGGGAACACAAGUUUGAGGAACAAAAAACAGUACAGAGAGAUUUUAAACUGAAUCAGAAUGAGAAAAAACCUGUGCAGAUGAUGUAUCAGAAAGGCAUGUUUAAAUUUGGCUACAUUGAGGAGAUGGGUGCUCAGGUCCUUGAACUCCCUUAUGCUCAGAAGUCACUGAGCAUGAUCAUCCUACUGCCAGGUGACAUGGCUGAUGGAUCUACCAGUGGGCUGGAGCAGAUUGAAAGCACAAUGACCUAUGAAAAUUUAAUGCUGUGGGCCUCUUCAGAACACAUGUUUGAGACAAGAGUGGAGGUAUACCUUCCCCGAUUCAAGCUUGAAAGCACCUUUAACCUCAAUGAGGUAUUACAAGAGAUGGGGAUGACUGACAUCUUCAAUGAAUCAAAAGCUGACCUUUCUGCAAUGUCGUUUGCAAAAUCGCUGGUGCUGUCAGAUGUUGUCCAUAAGACGUAUGUGGAAGUCAAUGAGGAAGGCACCAUAGCAGCAGCUGCUACAGGAGCUGUCAUUGUGAACAGGUCUCUUCCUCUCACAGAGGUGUUUAUGGCUGACCACCCUUUCUUAUUCUUUAUUAGACACAAUCCUACCAAUACCAUUCUUUUUUUUGGCAAACUCUGCUCACCUUAAAAGCAGGGCCAUUUUCUAACAUUGUGAGAAACACUUGGAUGAAAAUCAGAAAUAGUACUUUUUCCCCCCAAUGCGUUCUUAAUCCUUCGACAGCUACUUUGCAUUUCAAAAUAAUCACUGCAAGCAGUUUAGCUUAAGAACCCAUCAACUGGGUGCUCUGCCACUUCGCUCCUCGAACU